Molecule: messenger RNA, 4442 nt
Organism: Nycticebus coucang (slow loris)
Lineage: Eukaryota; Metazoa; Chordata; Mammalia; Primates; Lorisidae
Product: putative killer cell immunoglobulin-like receptor-like protein KIR3DX1
Exons: 8
Coding region: 221-1612 (463 amino acids)
Source: RefSeq, a predicted model, not a curated record
ACAGAAGUAGCACCAUGUUCUUCAAAGUCCUCCCGCUCCUAUGUCUAGGUAAGUCCUGAAAGGAAAGGAAGAAAAGGAUGAGGAUGGAAAAUGCUGUCCUCAAGACCGGACCUCUCCACAACCCAGGGCUGAAGGUGGGAGCCCUGGGGGAGGCCAAGUUUAUCUGUCCUCGGAGCCCAGGCUGAGCCACCAAGUCCAAUAUCCGCAACAAGGCCCAGUUAUGGGGAGGGCAGGAUUCAUGUGUGGACAGGUCUUCUCUGAUGUGCUUUUCCCUCCAGGAUUCUGCUUGGGCCACGGGAGCUUCAAACGCAUGGGUGGCCGAGACCCUUCUCGGCCCUCCCUGUCCGCCCAACCGAGCCAUUUUGUCCCCCUGGGAGGACAUGUGACCCUUCGCUGUCAUUCCAAUCCUCCGUUUGCCACAUUCAAACUAAUCCGAAGAGUUAGGAGUCACAGGUCUGAGUUCCAGGGAGCCCUUUCUGGCAAAAGCUUCACCAUUAAGCCCGUGACCUCAGCACACGCAGGGACAUACACAUGUUCCGGAUCUUACAUCUGGAGCCCCACUGUGUGGUCUGUCCCUAGCAACACCCUGGAGAUCAUGGUCACAGGUGUGUUCGUAAAGCCCUCCAUCUCAGCACACCCAAGCUCCUUAGUGCAUGCACCUGGGCGUGUGACCCUGCGCUGCCACUCAGAACUGGUCUUUGAUAAGUUUAUCCUACACAAGAAGGGGAGUGCAAGGCAUCCCCACCUUGAGAAGGAAGUCCGUUCCAAUCUCCCCCACGCCCAGGCUGAUUUCCCCAUGGACAUUGUGACGCCUGCCCAUGCAGGGACCUACACGUGCUAUGGCUCUUUCAGUGACUCCCCCUAUGUGUGGUCAGCUCCCAGUGACACGCUGGAUCUUGUGAUCACAGGAAAGUAUGAAAAGCCUUCUCUCUCCACCCAGGUGGGGCCCGUGGUGAGGAUGGGAGAGAACGUGACCUUGUCCUGCAGCUCCAAGAUCCAAUUUGAUGUGUACCAUCUGUUCAGGGAUAGGGAGGCCUGUGACCACAUUGUUGGUGGAGGGCUGAGCCAUGAUGGAACAUUCCAGGUCCCCUUUCCUCUGGGCCCUGUGACCCCUUCCCAUAGAGGAACCUAUAGAUGCUAUGGCUCAUUGAAUAACUCUUUCUACAAGUGGUCAUCCCCAAGUGACCCCCUGCACCUUUCUGUCGCAGAAACCCCUAAGAGUACUUGCCCAUCUCCCACAGAAUCACCCUCCAGAUCUGAAGCACAUCUCCCUCAAGGACAGUCCAGCCCACUGGGUGUUCUCAUUAGACUCUCAGGAGUCGUCAUCUCCAUUGUCAUUUUCCUCUCUGCUAUUCUGGGUUACUGGUGUUUCAUCAAAAAUUACACCACCGUCACUGAUAUGGACCCCAUGGGGGUCCACUUCCCAGACAGAGAGGACGUCACAGCAGAAGAAACACAGGAGGUUAUAUACACUCAGUUAAAAUUCCAGACCAUCUCACCUAGAAGACUCACUCCCAGUUCCCAGUGUCCCAGGUACCUCUCAGAUGAGACCAGCACCUACAUGGAACUCACCAUCCACCACAUGGUCCAGGCCGAGGGAGGCCAGACAUGACUCCCACCCCAAGCACUCAGAAGGUUACCAAGUAAGGACUGGUUCCGUCCCCUGGGAGACUUCUUCCUCGGACACUCAUCUUCCUUCUCAAACCAUGUCAACAUCUCCAAGGUGAUGACACCAGAGUCUGAAUACUUGCUGAUGGUCUUAAAAUCCCAGAGGUCUCCAUGGACACCCAGCCAUCUCAGGAGAGGACCUGUCCUCACCCACAGGUUCUGCACAUCUCACUUCUGUCCAUCUGGGGUUUCCUGAAACUCUACAGAAGGGACUCUGGAGAGCGUGAUAUAGUUUAGUCUUCAAAUUACUCUAUCAAAAUUUGCAGAAAGUAGCCCCAAACUAUUUGUGGCUAUUUAAAUUAAAACUGAGUCUCUGAUUCUUUCUUUGGGUCCUGGCCCUGGAAUGGGGCUUGUGACACAUUUGACUCACUUCUGAGGCACAGCUCCCAUCCCUGCUGUGGGUCACAUCAUGCUGCCCCAUGAUCCAGGAAUGCCCAGCCAGCAUUCCCUCUGGGGUUCAGUCUGGGGUGUGAGGGAUUCAGACCACGACAUGGUGCACCCAAGCACCACCUUGCCAUGAGGACACACAGAGUGUUUUCUGUCUAAGGAGCAGCCAGCCGAACUCCACCGAGUUGCAUGCAGAGAACUGUGAUGUGACCCAGCUACUAUCAGCUCCAAGGCUUGUCACGGUGAGCAGGAGCUCUUCACACACUAAGGAAGAAGCAUUUGUCCACAGGGCAGCCAUUGAUUGGACCUCUCUGUCCCAUGUGUCCUCUGAUCACUGAUGUGGGACUCUUUGAUGACUUUCACUCAGUGCCCAGGGAAUGUCUACUCCUCCCCAGACCCUGUGUUUCCCCGGAACCACAGCUGUCCGAGCUUUGGUGAGUUCUUGCAGCUCUUCUGCUUGACCCCUUCACAGGCACCUGGACAAGCACAGAAUUAGUUCCUAGGGAACUGGGGAGCAGUGUGAAAGCCCCCCCUGCCUGGGAGUUGCCUAAGGAUGCACGGCCCACUGCUGCUUAAAGAGACAAUAGAAAGAAAAUGGCCCAAAUACGAAGUGCAACCGAGGUCUCCUACUCAGGCAGAACACUGCUUUUCUACACGGGUCAUUACAAAAGUUUUGAGAUACACAAAAAUGAAGAAAUGUAAAAUCCUUCCUGUGCAAGAUAGAAAAACAAAAGAAAUGUAAAAUCCUCUCGGACGGAAACAAAUGAAGUCCUCCCAGCGACACGGAUCAGCUGAGCAAGUUGAAACUUGCACAGGUGAAUCAGAAAGGAUGCUGUUGACUAUAUUUCUUGGAAAUGAAAUAAUGGCCCAUAACACAACCUGUCCCAAAACUUUUGUAGUGACCCACAUACAAUAACAGUCCAGGCUCCAAGGCAGAGUCAGAAUCAGCCUCACCCCUGAGCUGCCCAGGACCGAGGCACAGUGAACAGAAGUCACUACAACUAGUACUUAGGGCAGUUAUUAGGAGCGUUAUGUCUAUAAGAUUAAAAAAAACCUUUAAAAUGGUAAAUGUAGAGUUGAGCACGCUGAGAAGAGUGUAUGUAAUUUUUUGUUUUUGUUUUUGAUAAUUUCUUUUUUUAUCAAAAAAAGUGCUGUGGCAUUACAGCUCACAGCAACCUCCAACUCUUGGGUUUGAGCAAUUCUUUUGCCUCAGCCUCCCAAGUAGCUGGGACUACAGGCACCUACCACAAAGCCUGGCUAUUUUUCUGUUGCAGUUGUCGUCGUUGUUUAGCUGGCCCAGGCUAACCCACCAGCCUUGCUGUAUGUGGCUGGUGCCGUAACCACUGUGCUGCAGGUGCCAAACCGAUAAUGGUUUUUUCAUAUUUUUUUCUUCCUCAGUCUUUGCCUUAGCAAAAUAUUUGAACAUCCAAACUGUUGUUUCUCAGCAGGAAAAACAGGUUCCUACCCAAAAAGACGUGGAAACUCAACCCAAGUGUGGGUAAACACAUGAAUAGAUUAAAUGAACUGGGGCCUGAGUGGGGACCUCAGCUUAGCCUAGCUCACAGCACGCCCUACAGCCCUGCUUAUGGGAUGGACCCCUCCACGGCCAUGAGUGAAGCAAAAUGGAGUGGACGCAACUCUGGGACUUCAGAUUUUUAAAUUAUUAAUGGCAGAUUUGGGAAUAUUUUUUACUUUAUUUUUUUAAGUUUCAGAUUAAUGUGAGGGUACAUACAAUUAGGUUGCAUGGUUUGCAUUUAUAAGGUAAAGUCUGAAUUGUAGUUGACCCCUUCCCCCAGGAGGAGUGCCAUAUACCUCUACAUUGUGCCCAGUAGGUAGGAACUUACUGAACCCCUUUUCCUCCCUUCUUGAAUUUAAUUGGGUUUUUAUCUUGUGUUGUCCUGUAAUUGUUCAUCUACUAAUUUCAAAUUAGUAUUAAGUAUAUUGGAUACUUGCUUUUCCGCUCUUGAGAUAAAGAGUGACUAAAGAGAUUGUUCUCUGAAUCCAUCCAUGUAAAUACAAAAGAGGCAAAGUCUCUAUCUUUUUUAUGGCUGAAAAGUAUUCCAUUAGGCAUCCACCCAGAAGAAAAAAAAAUUAUUUUAUCAUAAGGACACUUGCAUCAAAUGUUUACACCAGCUCAAUUCACAAUCGAAAAGAUGUGGAAACUCAACCCAAGUGUGGGUAAACACAUGAAUGGAUUAAUAAACUGGGAACAUUUUGUAAUGGUAGUGUAUGCUCAAAUAUCUUCUCUAAGGUGUUUUAUUUUUAGAAAUUACAGUACCCCUUACAUGGGCCACAGCUGUUCCUUUUCUGACGUGCUCACAGGAAAUCUACAGUGAACUCUCCACAAACACUAUUGUAUCUACAACAAAGUGUGAAGCCACAUAAAA